Molecule: messenger RNA, 786 nt
Organism: Diaporthe citri
Lineage: Eukaryota; Fungi; Ascomycota; Sordariomycetes; Diaporthales; Diaporthaceae
Exons: 2
Coding region: 1-786 (261 amino acids)
Biological process (GO): transmembrane transport
Molecular function (GO): transmembrane transporter activity
Source: RefSeq, a predicted model, not a curated record
AUGGCUUCAUAUGGGUUGGACUUCUGGUUAGUCAUGGCGGCACUCAGUGUCACCUCACUCCUGUCAGCCCUGGACAUUUCCGUCAUGUCUACCGCACUGCCAAGUAUUGUCUACGAUUUGGGAUCCAGCCUGGCAUACUCCUGGGUCGCGAACGGCUAUUUCCUCACCUCAACCGCGUUUCAGCCACUUGCCGAAGCAGACCAGGCCAUUGCGACAGGAGCAUGGGGCUUUGUGCGAUCCUUUGGGAGAAUCUGGGGUGUGGCGAUUCCGACUGCGGCUUUUAAUUCGGAGGUUAAUGCUCUACUUUACCGCGUCAGUGACGAAUCGGUCAGGAAUGUGCUCGCGGAUGGCGGGGCAUAUUCCCUAACUACUCGGAAUUUUAUGAGAGGCCUGACCUCGCGGCAGACUGUCAAAAGCCAGGUUCUGAGUGUGUAUGUUGACAGUUUGCAGCUCGUCUGGCAGGUGGGCAUUGGUUUCAGUCUGUUGGGAUUCGUCAUCACGCUCAUUGUUAGGGGCAUGCCCCUGCGUGAGAAAUUGGAGGGGGACUUAGAAGCCAUUGAAGAGGAAAAAGACAUGGCUCUCUUGCUGAACAAUUCGCCGAUUCUAGAAGAUGGAAUCAUUGCUUCUCCCGGACAAACUAAAGCCAGAGGGAUUGUCAAGUCUUUUCGCUACAUCGGGCCUCUUCAUUUCAGUGGGAAAUGGGGUAUCGAGGCUCUGGAGCUUAUGCAAAAUUUUGAAACCAUAGAUACCCCCGAAAUUCGCCGUCCAUACGGUAAUUGGAUAUGA